Penaeus monodon (black tiger shrimp) is the source of this 2113-nucleotide messenger RNA. Its product is annotated as probable ATP-dependent RNA helicase DDX23. Gene Ontology annotation, molecular function: RNA binding; ATP binding. Gene Ontology annotation, biological process: mRNA splicing, via spliceosome. NCBI's taxonomy places the organism in Eukaryota, Metazoa, Arthropoda, Malacostraca, Decapoda, Penaeidae. The record is from RefSeq and is a predicted model, not a curated record. Gene Ontology annotation, cellular component: catalytic step 2 spliceosome.
AGGUUGAGGAGAUGCGGAAGAAGCAGGAUGAUGAGCGGAAGAGUCGCGAACAGAUGUACCAAGAAGGGCGGCGUGAGCUCGAGCAGGCCCUCCGACAGGAAGACCCUCGGGAACGUGACCGCCACAGGAGAGACCGUGAGCCCCGAGAGAACAAAGAAGACCUGGAGUUGGAGAAGAAGAAGCAGCUGGAGAGAGAUGCGGUCAACGAGAGGUACUUGGGCAUCGUAAAGAAGAAGAAGAAGGUCCGCAGACUGAACGACCGUAAGUUUGUCUUCGACUGGGAUGCCGGCGAGGACACGUCCGUGGACUACAAUGAGCUUUAUAUUAACAAGCAUCUCGUACACUUUUUCGGCCGGGGACACUUCGGAGGGUUGGAUCUGAAGGAGCAGAAGAAGGUCCAGUCGAAGUUCUACGGGAAUUACAUCGAGCAUCGCCGCACUCAGGCCGACAAGGACCAGGAGAUCAUUCGCAUGAAGAAGGAGCAGAAGAAGGAAGAUAAAGAGAUGGGAGACCGGCACUGGAGCGAGAAAGUGCCAGAACAGAUGACGGAGCGAGAUUGGCGUAUUUUCAGGGAGGAUUACAAUAUCGCUAUUAAGGGCGGGCGCAUUCCCAACCCCAUCAGAAAAGGGUCUGAAUCCAACAUAAAGAAAGAAAUCCUGGAUAUCAUUUCCAGCGGGGGGUACACAGAUCAUACGCCCAUUCAGCGGCAGGCCAUUCCCAUCGGCCUGCAGAAUCGAGAUAUCAUUGGUGUGGCCGAGACGGGUUCAGGUAAGACUUUGGCCUUCCUAAUUCCUCUCCUGGAAUGGAUUCAGUCUUUGCCAAAGAUUGCUCGCCUGGAGGAUGCGGAUCAGGGUCCGUACGCCCUGGUUCUGGCUCCAACACGUGAGUUGGCGCAGAUUGAGGAGGAAACAACAAAGUUUGGUGGACCUCUGGGUAUACGUACUGUUGCGGUCAUUGGUGGUUUGUCUCGAGAAGAGCAGGGCAUGAAGUUGCGAAUGGGUUGUGAGAUCGUUAUUGCCACGCCAGGUCGUCUUGUGGACGUGCUAGAAAACCGGUAUCUCGUGCUGAACCAGUGUACAUAUGUUGUGUUUGAUGAGGCCGACAAAAUGAUUGACAUGGGUUUCGAGCCUGACGUCCAGAAAAUCCUUAAAUUCAUGCCAGUAACUAACGAGAAACCGGAUAACGACGAUGCAGAAGACGAGGAUAAAUUGCUUCAGAAUUUCCUCUCAAAACACAAAUACAGACAAACUGUCAUGUUUACCGCUACUAUGCCUCCCGCAGUAGAGAGGAUGGCAAGGCAGUACCUGCGUCGACCGGCGUACGUAUACAUUGGUUCGGUUGGCAAGCCUGUGGAGCGCGUGGAACAGAUAGUGUACAUGGUCAGCGAACAGGAGAAGCGCAAGAAGCUGCUCGACAUCCUGAAGCGCGGCAUUACCCCUCCAGUGCUGAUCUUCGUCAACCAGAAGAAGGGCGCGGACGUGUUAGCGCGAGGUCUGGAGAAGCUGGGAUACAACGCGACCACACUCCACGGAGGAAAAGGACAGGAGCAGCGUGAGCACGCCUUGGCCAACCUCAAAUCCGGUGCCAAGGAUAUCCUCGUGGCCACCGACGUCGCCGGUCGAGGUAUCGAUAUCAAGGACGUGUCGCUGGUCAUUAACUACGACAUGGCCAAGAACAUCGAGGAUUAUACCCACAGAAUCGGUAGGACGGGUCGUGCUGGUAAGCAUGGCAAGGCUAUUUCCUUCUUGACCAAAGACGAUUCGCACCUUUUCUACGACCUGAAACAGCUAAUACUGACCUCCCCCGUGUCCACUUGCCCGCCGGAGCUGGCUAACCACUCCGAGGCGCAACACAAGCCAGGUACUGUCAUGACCAAGAAGCGAAGAGAAGAGAAGAUAUUUGCAUAAACCGUAGUUUUUAUGAAACGUUUGUUUCUCAAUAAUGACUUCAAAGCUGUAUUGUUAUACAGUGUUCGUCUUGUCCGUUUUGUUGUGGAAGAACAUAACCAGUAUAUUUCGUAUAUAUUUUGGUAGAAAAUAUUCUAAAGAAAUGCGAAUCAACAAACAAAGUAGGGCAGUUGUGGUAUUGCGAUAUAUUUUUAUCUUGAUACGAA